Patella vulgata (common limpet) is the source of this 6459-nucleotide messenger RNA. Its product is annotated as hypoxia-inducible factor 1-alpha inhibitor. Bases 32 to 1039 code for a protein of 335 amino acids. Gene Ontology annotation, molecular function: [protein]-asparagine 3-dioxygenase activity; ankyrin repeat binding; peptidyl-histidine dioxygenase activity. Gene Ontology annotation, biological process: negative regulation of Notch signaling pathway; peptidyl-aspartic acid hydroxylation. The record is from RefSeq and is a predicted model, not a curated record. Gene Ontology annotation, cellular component: nucleus; cytoplasm. NCBI's taxonomy places the organism in Eukaryota, Metazoa, Mollusca, Gastropoda, Patellidae. The transcript has 9 exons.
AUUCAAUAAGCACUCCCAAGGAAGUCCCAUCAUGGCGACGAACGGAUGGAAAGAAAAUGUCGAGGAGACUGUUCGGAAUAUUCCGAGAGAAGUUAAACAGUAUUCAUUCCAAACAGAGCCGAUUCCAAGACUGAAAUAUAACGACCCCGAGGUGGAGGCACUCAUCAGGAAUGAGAGACCUGUGAUUCUAACAGAUACAGACCUUGUUAAAUCAGCCCAGCAUUGGAAUUUGGAUUAUUUAUAUUCUAAUAUUGGAAGUGGCAAACAUACUGUAUAUUCUUCAUUUAAAAAUAAGUUUUUGUAUUAUGAUGAUAAAAAAUUACCAAAUUUUCCUAAUCUUGUGCUUCAAACAAAUCAUGAAGAAAUGACGUUCCAGGAAUUUACACAAAAAGUUAGAAAUCAUAAAACAGGAGACAAAAUUUAUUAUUUACAACAAGCGUUAAAUGAUAGUGUUGGGAAGAGUAUUGUUGUAGAUUUUGUCAAAUUUAAUUGGAGUUGGAUCACGGAACAGCAGAAGAAAUAUAAAUGGGGUGCUCUUACUUCUAAUUUACUGCUGGUUGGAAUGGAUGGUGUGAUAACUCCAGCACAUUAUGAUGAACAACAGAAUUUUUUUGCGCAGAUUGGUGGUUAUAAAAGAUUUUUAUUAUUUGAUCCUUCUAUGUUUGAAUGUUUGUACCCUUUUCCAGUUUAUCAUCCUCAUGAUAGGCAAAGUCAGGUUGAUUUUGAUUCCCCAGAUUUACGACGUUUUCCUAAAUUCCAAGAUUUACGAGGUUAUGAAGCAAUAGUUGGUCCUGGUGAUGUUUUAUAUUUACCUAUUUAUUGGUGGCAUCAGGUAGAAUCAGUACCAAAUCGUGGUAUGACCUUUUCUGUUAAUUUCUGGUAUAAGUCAGGAAGUGAUGAAAAGAUAUCAUACCCGUUAAAACCUCAACAAAAAGUAGCCAUGAUGAGAAAUAUAGAAAAAAUGGUUACAAGUGCUAUUAAUAAUCAUGAGGAGGUACCUCACUUAAUGCGGACAAUGGUAUUAGGAAGAUAUACAUGAAGCGCUACACUGUGAUCUGUUUAUGCCGAAUUAAUUAAACCAAACACAACCUGCAUGAGUAUUGAUUUCCAAAGAAAAUACAAUUUCUUUUCUCUAACUUUUUUUUAAAAUCAUAUUAGAAUAUAACAACCUCUUGGAUAAGAGAAACAUUAAAUACUGUAAAGCUGAGAUUUUCUCUGCAUGAAAUAAUUGCUGUUUUACAGUAUUUAGAUGUAAGAUUAAUUUUAACAAUUGUUUUGUACCUUUGUAAAACAUAUUUUAAAUUAUACAAUUUAUUUGUUAUGUUUCCCUAAUAAAGUUCACACACUAUUACAUUGUACAUUAAUUGGCCACAUAAAAUUUGAAUAAGCUUUAGGAUCAAUGGAACUAUAUUUUAUUAUUUAUAUAUAUAGUAUUUCUUAUAUCAUAUUGAUUGUAUAAACUCAAGUAUAGAUUCAGGAACUUUGAAAGUGGGUGUGUACAUAUGGUGUGUAUGCUAUGAAAUCAUACAAAAUAUAUCACUGCACAUAGAUCUAUCCCUGCAAGUGACAGGGAAUGAUUUCCUUUUUUUGCCUCUGUCCAAAGUACAGCCCUCCCCAUUUCCUCAGCCACCCACCCCCACUUCAAACAUCCUGAAGCUAUGCUUGUAUAUAAUACCAUAAAAGUAUUUCCUACAUAAACAAUUAGAAAAUGACAAUUCGUUCAUUGCUAUAUCUAAUUAUUGUUAUGUCUUUCUCACUGUCACAUUUAUUAACAGUUUUUGAUACUGAUCAAUAAUUUUUUGUAAUGUUAGCUUUUUGAUAUUGUUGUAAUUAUGUUAUGCUUCAUGGCUUCCACUUCCACAAUUUCCAUUUUUAUAAUAAUAUAAGUAUUAAAAAAUGUAUAAGAUGUAGUGAUCCAGCCCCCCCCCACCCUCAAUAAAAUAAAAUGCUUCAUUAAACAUAGCUUAUCUUAAGUAUGCUAUUGAUUUACUAAGCAUCACAACAUGUAUAAGACACAGUGACCCCCCCCCCCCCCCUUUUCAAUAAAAUGCUUCAUUAAACAUGGUUUAUUUUAAGUAUUUUAUUGAUUUGUUAAGUAUUAAAAUACUAAUAGUUUAUUUUAAGUCCCCCCCCCUCCCUCCCACCCCCCAUAUAAAUGCUUCAUUUAUAUAUAGUGUAUUUUAAGGUUAUUAUUGAUUUGCUUCGUAACUUAUUUAUUAAUGGUUAAGAAUAAGAUUUUGGAUUAACUACCAGCAUUUAAAGGGGCACCGGCCCUCUCAAAUUUAUUUUUCGAAUGUGACUUAAUUUGACUAUACACUUCAAUUAAGAAUGGUCCAAUUAGAUCCAUUGCUGUCAUGUUCAUCUUUUAUACUUGUUUCUGCCAAAUACCUUAUUUUAAGAAGUAGGCAAGUGAUUUAAUACAGUAAUUAUUGCCAUAAGCAAGAUAUGAGGUUAUUUAUUCUGAAUAUUAUAUUAUCAGUAUUCAAAAUUAAUAGCAAUUAUUUAUUUAGUUACAGUGAAGAGACAUAAUGCUGACUUAAGAUUAUAGGGAUGAAGCAUUUAAUGAAGAAUUAUCUUUGAUUAGUACUGAAUUGAUUGGUUAACCAGAUGUUUAUAUACUAAUUUUCAUGUCUUAUCUCUAUUUCACCUAACUGUAGAAAAAAAUAUUAAUUAUCAGUACUUUCACUUUCCUUCCAAAUUAAAGUUUUAAAUUUUGAUAAUUAUAGAUCCAGAAAUAUGUUAAGACCUGAUACAACAAUAGAGUAUGACCACAUGCUGCAUGCCUAAUAUUCUGUAAAGUCGGGACCCUGAGCAGAUUUCGGGAAGAAUUAAAAAAUUGGGUGAAAUAAACUUGAUUUAUAAUGCAAACCUAUUGUAGGCCAGCCUGAAACAAGUUUUUGAUCGUCAUUUGAUGUAUUAUGAAUCCCUUGCAUAUUAUUGUGAAAAUUGAAUUUCUAAAAUAUUCCAUAAAUGGUUCAGUUCUGUUCAGUAUUUUCUGACAAAUGAUGAAUUAAAAUUUGUUAACAUUGAGUAUCCACUGUAAACAAUAUAUAGGAUAUAGUCAACAUCAGUCAGCGCUUCCUAUGAUUUUCACUGAAAUCUUUUGAUGGGUGCCUUUUAAAUCCAAGUCAUAGAUUAUCUACCAUUGAUAUUUUGUUUUCUUUAUUAAACAAUCAGUUUGAUUUCAUAUAUGGGAAGAUUAAGCUGUGAAAAAUUUAUAUUGUUUGAUUUACUGGAAAUAUGACGAUCAAUGACUUGUUACACUGUUACAUGAUGAUAGCCGACAAUGACUUUAAACAUGUUACACUGUUACAUGAUGAUAGUUAAUAAUGACUUUUAACAUGUUACACACUUACAUGAUGAUAGCCGACAAUGUGCAAAACAUUAGGCAUGUAGAAUAUGGCUGUGCAUUAUUUGAAAAGUACCAAAGCUCAAUCAGUAAAACCAUUUCCAUUUGCAUCAUACAAUUAAUAUUACAUGGAUUUAUUUAUGUUGUUUUUGUUUUAUUAAAAUAAUGUCUUGCAUGCUACAGUAGGUAGGAAAUAAUCAGAGGUGGAAUUUCUCUAAUUAAGUCACAAUUUGUACAUGUAUUAUAAACUAAAUGGCCUUUUAGUAGUUCUGCGGCUGCUCAUGCAUAUGCCUUACUGUAAAGUCAGUUUUGGGGUUAUUGUUAAUAUUAUUAAUCUUUGCCAUAGCUUUAGACUACUCUAUGACCCAUCACCCACCCAUCCCACAACUAUGUAUUGAUUUUAAGUUGUAAAACUAUUGUAUUUUAAUUCAUUGAUGAUGAACAAAAAAAAUGUGUAAAGUUGAAGCGAACCUGUCAAAUUUUCUGAUUCAUUCAGAUUUUUUAAAGCUUAUUGCAAUUGUUGUGUGUAUAAUACAAAUACCAAUUAUUGGUAUAAAAUCAGCCAAUACCCAACCUGAUACCAAUUUCUAAUGAUCUUUCUUGAAGUGUGUGUCGAUAUUGUAAGAGCAUGCCUAAAUAUCUAUAUUUCUAAUGACUAUGAUUUGCUUUUUAAUUGUCCCCUGCCUACCUAUAUAUUAGGCGUGUCCCUCACAAAUUUUGGACACAGUAACUCUGCUUAUAAUUGAGGUAGGAUGUUUAAACGUGGUGUAGAUGUUCAAAAAGGUGAAUGUCUUGACAGAUGAUGAGCAUUUGCUGCUUACGAUUUUUGUAGGCUAUGGACUUGUUGAGUCCAACACUGAGUGUUUUCUGCUCAGGUUAAGCAGAGUGGUAAACAAUUUGCUUGAUGCUUAAUAAAAAAUAUAAAUUUGCAAGUAAUUAAUGAGUGUCACCUAUUAUUUAGGGAUUGGGGCGGGGACAUCAGCCCCACGGUUGGCUUGUUUUCUUCAACUUUUCCUGUUAAUUGUUAUAUUUCAUAUCAAAUAUGAAAAUGUAGAUAUUUGUGAGCAGAUUUUAUUUUUUAAUUUAUUUAAUUGUUUGUUGUUUUCUUGUUUUUUAAGAUGAAAUGUAAAUAUUUUUAUGAAAUGCUUUUACAUUGUAAUACUUGUUUCUCUGUGGAUUAUUAAUGUACAACAAUCUUUUUACAUUUUUGUACUCUUGUUAAUACAUUUGUAUUGAAGUAAUUUUAAGUUUGGUAAAGGCAUCCAAUACAAAACUAUUGAUUGCUUCGGCAAGACUUAAAAAUAUAAAUCUUUUCCUUGUCUGAUACUUGAAAUAUUAAUGAUUACCCUUUUAAUGAGUAGUAAAAAGUUUGUAUGCAGUAUACAUAAACAAAAUUGUAACAUUUUUCAAUGAAUUGCAUUAGACGACCUAAAUCUAAAAAAAUAGAUGUUAAUAUUGUUCUGUUUAUUCAGUUGGUCGUAGCAUAUGAAGACAUGUUAAAGAAAAGAUAGGCAUGCAAAGCGUGAAAAUAUGCUCACACAGCAGCUAUAUCUCUAAAAAAAUAUUACCACAGAUAGCAGUUUACCAAGUUUUUCUAAGGAUCUUUUAUACCUCCAAGAAUUCCGGAAUGGAAUAGGGUUUAUCUUCACCACACUAAAUUUAAAACAGAAAAGACAGCAUAUAACAGUAUCUUUGUUUAAGAGCUUGUCCAAUUAUCUAGACAGAGCCUUCGCCAAAUUAAGCAAUGAUGCACCUAACCCCACACCAGGCACCUCCCACAUAGAAAAACUCUUUGAUCAAAUUCAGGGGAAAAUAACACCAUUGUGGUACCAUCGCCGUGAACACUACUACUUAUAACGUACAAUUCUGGGACUGAAAACGCAAAAACUCGAUUUGAUGACAGACCAGACCAUUCCUAAUUUGUCAAAACAGUUGAUAUUCUAUCUUUGAUGUUAAAGAAAACAAAUUAUAAUAUAUAAUGAAUAAGCUAUUUUAACAAUAAUCAUAGCAUUAAUUACAUCACUUAAUCAGUGGAGCAGUUCAGUGCUGAUUAGUUGGAGGUCAGAAAUUUAGGGGUUAUAAAAAUUUGUACUCGAAAUGGGGGUGAACCAAUAAGACAUGUCUUUAGAUCAAGAGAAGUGCCGUAAAUAAAUGAAAAUAAAACAGAAUGGAAUUAUGGAAUAAUAUUAAGUGAGGAUAAUAAGAGUUUCACACAGGUUAGCCUUGUCACUGAGCUGGUUUGUCGAAUAAAGCUAUAAAAAAUUCUUUAGUAAAAUGUAUUACCACUUUGAAAGUAAAACAAAAUGAAGGAGGCAAGAAUAUGGGAAUCUUUCGAAUACAAGAUUCUUAUUUGCUAGUCCCAAAAUUUGUUGUUAAUAAAAACGAAUUAUUUUGAGUCAGAUACCAUAUGAAACUAAUAUGGGGAGCAAAAUCGUUAAUAUUUGGGACCUAGAAAUUGACACAAAUGGGUCGCAACGAAUAUAAUAAUGUAAUAUGAAUGUGUAUAUUAUAAACUGAUUUACAUUCAAUCGUUUCCGUUUUACCCUAAUUUCAAAUCAGUUAUAUUCGGCGAAAUACGCCAGAAGUCUCAGUCAAAUAGCAAUCUCCAGCGUCUUGUUAUUCUAGUCUACACUGAUAUAGUAUUUAUUACGCAUGUUCUCUAGAUAAUGGCGUCAUUGUUUGGCUUGGCUUGUGGAAUAUGUCUAGCCUCGUUCUUCGAGUCCCUUGUUUACAAAUGGCACUGAAACGCUUUAUGGUACACGAUUCGUGUACCAAUGAUAAAAUGUCAAUUUUGUCUUAAAUAUUGGAUAUCAGAAGCCCAUCUUUUCAUGGGAAGAUCACAACACCAAUGUUGAUUUAAAUUGACAAAUAAUUCGGGUUUUCAAUGUCGAAGACUUUGGAUGAUGUUGAGUUAAGAAACUUAGCUACUUUAAUAUUCAAUGUAGGUACAGGGUUGAAGUUCUAUAUUUCAAGAUAUCUACUGGUGUGUAAAUGUAAUAUGUACAUGUAUGUGUCAAUAUGGAACCAUUAUAUGUUGUUGAAAUUUUGAUAAAAUCUGGUUGAAAAUCAGACUCACCUGAAUCAUUUUUGUAAUAAAAACCUUAGUAUUA